GUAAAAGGGUAUAUUCUCCUCGCCCGAUCCAGCCCUGGACGCGACGACGCCGGCGAUCGAUCGAUAGGGAUGCUGGCCUGAUCGCGCAACACCGCUGUGAGUGCUCCAUCGAUCUCUGCUUGUAAAAGAUGGCAAGAAGCUUCGCAUUCGCAGCCUCGGUGGUGUUCGUGUUCCUUGCUCUCAACACGGUGACAUGCUUUAAGAGCGAGGAGUUUCGAAAGUGCCAGCAGACUCCCUUUUGCAAGGACUCUCGCGCUCGCAAACCCGGGAGCUCUGGAUUCCGAGCCUCGCCCGCCGAAGUUGUGGAUGGAUUCGUGCAAGCACGGCUAAUCCCCGAGAAUUCCACCGGGUCAGACAACUUGGUGCUCAAGCUCAUGGUGUAUCAAGGUGGUGUGCUGCGGAUCAAAGUCGACCAAGAGAACGUCCCCGGAGGCAAGAAGCGUUUCGAAGUCCCCGACGUUCUUGUGGACGGUUUGGAGAAGAAGCGGCUGUGGCUCCAGCGGAUCACAGCGAAAGAUGGACUCUCAACGUUCUACCUUUCUUCCGGUCAUGAAGUCGUGUUGCAACACGAGCCGUUCCAGGUGUAUGUCACCAGAGGACAGGAAAAGCUUGUGUCCGUCAACGGCAAAGGCUUGUUUCACUUCGAGCAGCGCCGGGAGAAGCAAGAAGGCGAGAACUGGGAGGAACACUUCCGAAGCCACACUGACUCGAGGCCAUAUGGACCUCAAUCCAUCGGCUUCGACGUUUCUUUCCACGGUGCCGAGCACGUCUACGGGAUUCCAGAGCGAGCAACGAGCUUGGCCUUGAAGCCGACGAGAGGGACGGAAGAACACUCGGAGCCUUAUCGACUCUUCAACCUGGACGUGUUCGAGUACCUCGCCGAGUCGCCAUUCGGGUUGUAUGGAUCCAUCCCGUUUAUGCUCUCUCACGGCUCCAAGAGGACCUCGGGGUUCUUCUGGCUCAACGCGGCGGAGAUGCUCAUCGACGUUUUAUCACCAGGCUGGGACGGUGCCGCCGGGGAGGAGUCCAAGCAAGGCAUCGACACUCAUUGGUUUGCGGAGGCUGGGAUCGUGGACGCUUUCGUUUUCGUUGGUCCUGGACCCAAGGACGUGGUGCAGCAGUACACCGGUGUCACUGGAACAACAGCGAUGCCACCAUUUUUCUCCAUCGGAUAUCAUCAGUGCCGCUGGAACUACAAGGACGAAGCUGAUGUUGCUCAGGUUGAUGCGAAGUUUGACGAGUAUGAUAUCCCGUAUGAUGUCAUCUGGCUGGAUAUCGAGCACACCGAUGGCAAGCGCUACUUCACUUGGGAUCCGAUCACUUUUCCCACUCCAAAGGAGAUGCAAGCUAAGCUCGAGGCUAAAGGUCGGCAUAUGGUGGCGAUAGUGGAUCCACACAUCAAGAGGGACGAAGGCUUUGCUCUCCACAAAGAAGCUACGUCCAAAGGCUACUACGUGAAAAACUCGCAUGGAAGCGACUACGAUGGCUGGUGCUGGCCGGGCUCAUCGUCCUACCCCGACUUGGUGAAUCCGGAGAUUCGUGCUUGGUGGGCGGAGAAGUUCACGCUGAAGAACUACGUUGGCUCAACGUCGAUUCUUCACAUUUGGAAUGACAUGAACGAGCCAUCCGUGUUUAAUGGGCCGGAGGUUUCCAUGCCGCGAGACAACCUUCACUAUAACGGCAUUGAGCACCGUGACGUUCACAAUGCUUAUGGUUACUAUUUCCAUAUGGCCACAACGCAAGGCCUUCGGAAUCGCGAAGGCCAAAGACCAUUUGUUCUGUCAAGAGCUGUCUUUGCCGGAACUCAGAAGAUUGGUCCCAUUUGGACUGGUGAUAACACUGCAGACUGGGAACAGCUCAGAGUUUCAGUGCCUAUGAUUUUGUCUCUCGGGAUAACUGGAAUCGCGUUCACAGGGGCGGAUGUUGGAGGAUUCUUUGGGAAUCCUAGUUCGGAGUUACUGACUCGCUGGUAUCAGCUAGGAGCGUUUUAUCCCUUUUUUAGAGCUCAUGCUCACCUUGACACAAAGCGGAGAGAACCAUGGAUUCCUGGGGAGCCAUACACGUCUCGGAUUCGUGAAGCCAUUCAUACACGCUAUGCACUGCUCCCUUACUACUACACUCUUUUCCGGGAAGCGCACGAAACAGGCAUUCCUGUGAUGCGACCACUUUGGUUUGAGCAUCCGAACGAUCCCGAGACGUUUGCAAUGGACGACGAGUUCCUUAUCGGCGAUGCACUGCUCGUCCGCAGCGUGUACACGGAAGGAUCGAAUUUGGAGACGGUCUAUCUGCCAGGAUCCGAGCCAUGGUUUGACAUAAAGACCGGCCAAAGUUUCAAUGGUGGCAAAACUUACAAGCUCGCUGUCUCACAAGACUCCAUCCCUGCAUUCCAGCGGGGUGGAACGAUAAUUCCUCGCAAGGACAGGUUUAGGCGCAGCUCAUCCCAGAUGGUGGAUGAUCCAUACACUUUGGUGAUCGCGCUAAACUCUACUCAAGAAGCACAAGGAGAGCUCUACAUCGACGACGGCAAGAGCUACGAGUUUGAGAAAGGAGCUUUCAUCCACCGUCGCUUUAGCUUCUCGGGAGGCAAACUCUCCUCGUCCUCGGCCUCACCAGCCAGCAAGAGCUACAAGACUCUCUCCACGGUCGAGAGGAUCAUCAUCCUGGGCCUGGAUGCAAAGAAAGUCCCGGCAGCACACCGAGCUCUUGUGGAGGAGGGGGGCCAAGAUAGGCAGGCCGACAUCGAGGCAGCGCCUCCGGUCUUGCGAGCCAAGCUCAAAUCCAACGCUGUGGCCGUCAGGCUGCCAAACGUAUCCAUCGACAAAGAUUGGUCCAUUAAAGUCUUGUAAAACCAAAGAACUUGGAGAACUUGUCAUAAGAGCUUUAACAAAAAUGUUUCUCAUGAUCUGGAAGAACAAAAAGAAAGCUUCGAGUACCUCGGAGAGAAGAGCAUCA
This is a messenger RNA of Selaginella moellendorffii, 2952 nucleotides long. Its product is annotated as probable glucan 1,3-alpha-glucosidase. Bases 129 to 2846 code for a protein of 905 amino acids. Gene Ontology annotation, molecular function: carbohydrate binding; alpha-glucosidase activity. The record is from RefSeq and is a predicted model, not a curated record. Gene Ontology annotation, biological process: carbohydrate metabolic process; N-glycan processing. The transcript has 7 exons. Lineage: Eukaryota; Viridiplantae; Streptophyta; Lycopodiopsida; Selaginellales; Selaginellaceae.